AUGUCUGAGGUACAAUCACGACCAGCCGCGCCUCGAGGCAGAGGCUCAGCUCGCGGCGGCCGAGGAGGUUUUUCUUCCAGAGGAGGACGCGGCGGCAGAGGUCACGCAACCAACGGCGACAAGACAAAUGCUGCGCCAGCAACAUCAAUUGAAGAUGAGGGCGAAGUAGGCCAACUGAAGAAGCAAUAUGGUUCCAAAGUCUCUACGAUCAAGGAGAUGUUUCCCGACUGGACUGAUGAGGAUGUUGUAUUCGCCCUUCAGGAGACUGACGGUGAUCUGGAGACCACAGUUGAUCGCAUAACUGACGGUACAAUCUCACAAUGGGGAGAGGUUUCAAAGGCGAAGAAGGAUCGAUCUCGUUCCAAGGCCAAGGAUGCUACAGUCACUUCAUUCGGCGAUAUAACCAACCAAACCAGGACCUCGCGCGGUGGUCGAGCUGGCUUUGACAGUGGCAGAGGAGGCCGUGGCCGUGGCACAGAUCGAGGCAGAGGUGGAAAAGCUCGAGGAGCAUCGGUCGCACACACGAAUGGACGCAAGGAAAAUUCUGAGAUCUCGACCCCUACUCCUGAGCCAACUGCCUGGGAUGCUCCUGCUACUGGCGAUUCAUGGGAUGCUCCUAAGGCAGCCGAGGAGAGCUGGGAUACUUCCAAGCCUGCUGAAGUUGGUUGGGGAGAGUCUGCCUCUUCUACUGCCACAGCAACUGUUCAGGCGGCUUCAAGCAUUAUUCCAGUCGGCGUCAAGAAGAGCUGGGCAAGCAUGUUUGCGCCUCCUCCACCCGCUCCAAAGAAGGCGCCAGAGCCGGUUGUCGAGAAACCUGCCGAGCCCGCAAAGCCAGCAGAACCUGUCGAGGCACCUGCGAUCGAGCCCGAAGCCCCAAUUUCUCAACCUGCCCCAGCUGAACUUGCCGAAACUAUUCCUCUUGAAACCGCUUCAUUCGAAGAACCCGAAGUUGCGAUCGCACCCUCGAAUGAUGAUCUCACCGAGACCAACCUCGAACAAGUCCCAGAUACCUCUGGCCCCGCCCCCUCAGCAACUGCUGCAAGCACUACUGCUAGUUCUUGGGAUCCUCGAAACACACCUGCUAGUUCCACCCAAUACUCCGCCUUGCAACAAAACCAACCGCAAGCAAUUCGCCCACCAACGAGUGGAUUCCAAGCUUCUGCAUUGAAAGCUACAGGAACUCCUGCGCGGGCUCCAAGCUACCAACGCCGUGUACUUGAUCAAGAGGAAGCUGUUCGCAUGCCAGGGAACCGUGAGGUGGAUCGCGCUGCAGUUCAAUUUGGCGCCUUCAACUUGAAUGGAUCUGGAGAUGAGGACGUUGAUGGUGACCGCGAGGAAGCAGAGACUCGUGCUCAACCACCUCAACACUCUCCAGUUGCGCCAAGAGCUGCGCUGCCACCGGCUCCUCAGCAACCCGCAACUGUCACGGAGGCUUUCCCGACUACAAAACCAUCAGCCGGCUUGCCAUCCACCCAUCCUACUGCUGCUCCUGGUCUCCCUUCACCGGCUCCUUUGGCAGGUGCGCAAAGCGCGACCCAGCAAGGACCGCAAGGCAAUGCACAGUUCAGCCAAUAUGGCAGAUAUCCACAGGCUGGCGCUCAAGAACAGUCUUCAUUGCCCCAAAAGCCGUAUGAUGCUUUCAGUCAGCAGGCUCCAUCCACUCAAAGCCCGUUCGAGGGCUAUCCAAACCAGCAAUCUCAGUCCCAGACUCAACCCCAAUCUGGGGCUUUCUCUUCCGCACCCGACCAAUUCUCCUCUUACUACACUUCCGACCCGCAACAUCGCAACGCUUACAACAACUAUUACAAUCAGCAAUAUGGAUUGCAGCAAGGUUCUCAAGGUCAACAAGAUGGUCCUACUUCUCAGCAACGAUCCUACAGUGGUUACAACGGCCCUCAGGCAGAGAAUUCUUCUCAAUUCCCGCAAAGUGCUGCCCAACAGACCCAGUCACGUUAUGCGACUGCAGGAGAGGCUCAAACCAGCGGGCACACUACUCCGAACCCAGCUGCUCAAACCCAACAGCCAGGUGCUGCCCAGAGCGCCCCACCCCAACAACCCGGUCACCAGCAAGGACCUCAGGUUGGAAACUACCCAUAUGGCCAUCCGUACUACUCCAGCCCGUACUAUGCUGCGUACAUGAACCAGUAUCAACAGUACGGCGCAGGAAACUACCCAGGGGGACCUUACGGUGCUAAAGGUGGACUUCAUCAGGGAUAUCAAGGUUAUGGCAUGACUCCAGGAGCUCCUUAUGAUCACGCUGCUUCCCCUGCGGCCGGUGGCUUUGGUGGAUCUGCUCUACAUGGACGCGACAGUGCCCUCGGAGGCUUGUCUGACUACGGUCGAGCAGGAUCGGCUCCAUCAUCCCAGACUCCCCAGGCCCUCGGAGGCAGUGGUGCUUUCGGUGGUUCUCAUGACGCUUUUGGUCGCGGAUCGUACCAAGCCCAGCAGCAGUACGGCGCCCAGCAAGGUAACCAACAAGGCGGCGGUGACGAUUUGAAGCCAUUCGGCGAUUCGAAGGUUGCAAAUGGACCUAGCCCAUCGUUGUCUCAAGCCGGCCGACCAGGAUCUGCGACGAACACGGCUGGAUCAGCACUUCCUCCACCACAAUCUCAGCAAGCUGGGUACGGAGGAUACCCCGCCCAUCUCCAGCAACAAGGCCAAGGACUUCACGGUAGCCAAAGUGGCGGCUAUGCUGGCCUAGGCGGAGCUGGAGGCCACCAAGCAGGAGGCCAAGGGCACCAAAACAGCCAAUACGGAGGCUACCAAGCUUUCGGUGGCAACUACUAUGGCAGCCAGCAGCAGCGCGGAGGAUGGGGCGGCAACUACGGACAGCAGCAUUAA
Messenger RNA from Hyaloscypha bicolor E, 2841 nucleotides. RefSeq lists its product as uncharacterized. Bases 1 to 2841 code for a protein of 946 amino acids. Gene Ontology annotation, molecular function: ubiquitin binding. The transcript is spliced from 3 exons. Lineage: Eukaryota; Fungi; Ascomycota; Leotiomycetes; Helotiales; Hyaloscyphaceae. The record is from RefSeq and is a predicted model, not a curated record. Gene Ontology annotation, cellular component: cytoplasm; nucleus.